This is a messenger RNA of Dermatophagoides farinae (American house dust mite), 3582 nucleotides long. RefSeq names its product pummelig (gene puml). Gene Ontology annotation, cellular component: lipid droplet; mitochondrion. Gene Ontology annotation, molecular function: lysophosphatidic acid acyltransferase activity; carboxylic ester hydrolase activity. The record is from RefSeq and is a predicted model, not a curated record. Lineage: Eukaryota; Metazoa; Arthropoda; Arachnida; Sarcoptiformes; Pyroglyphidae. Gene Ontology annotation, biological process: phosphatidic acid biosynthetic process; lipid homeostasis.
UUUUUUUCUUUUAGCCUUGAUUGAUUGAUUUUUAAUGUACAAGAAAGUUUUUCUGCUUUGUUCCGUUCUUUUCGGCCCUUUUUUUUAUCAAGUCACAUUCGGUUUCGAAUUUUUUUUUCUUGGCAACCAUUCAAAACACAUGCAAUCAUACGAUCAAUUGAUUUAACGAUAAAAACAUCGAUCAAUUAUUAAUGGUUAUCAAUCAAUCAAUCAAUAAUCAAUUAACUGUCUCGCCUGUUUUUUGUUGUUUGUCACCAUAAUUCAUUCAAACGAUAUAUAAAAACCCUUGACCGGCUGUUUGUUUGUUAUUGUUUUUCAUUUAUGUUGACAUUUAUGUGAAUAUAAUUUUUGUUGAAAUUCAAACAGAAAAGAGAACAGUAAAGAAAUCCAUCAGAUGAUCAAAUAGUGUAUCCUGAGCAUGCAAAUAAACAAAUAAAUUCAAUUUUCGUUGGAUGAAAAUCAAUUUUAAUGAAUAUAAAUGAAACGAACAAACAAAAUGUCUUUUCCAUAUGAUCUAAAAGCAAAUGUACGACGAUCACAUUCAUCACCAUCGAGUGUGUCUCGUCUAAAUUUCAUCAAUCGUCAACGACAUCAAGAUUAUGAUGAAAAUGAUGCUGAUGAUGAAUAUCGUGAUAGUCAACAAUUCAAUCCAAAUGAAACAUAUUAUGAUUCAUAUCGUCGACAACAAUUACAACAGCAACAAUCGGGCAUCGGAAAUAAUAAAAUAUCUUUAAAUCGUCGUUCAUCGUUCAUACAUCAUCGUCAUUCAUUCCAUCAUCCACAGGAUUAUUAUUAUGAACAUCCAGAUUUUGUUCAUUUCACAUCCACUGAAUCUUGGUCAUUCCGUUGGACGGCUACAUUGGCCAUUAUUAGUGUACAACGGACAACAGCAUUGUUCAUACAAUGGAUUCUAUAUCCAUUUUAUUCCUUUACAGAAUAUUUUCGUCUACUAUUCCAUAUUAUUACUAAUUUAUUUUUUUCAUUAUUACAAUUUUAUGCAAUGAUUUUGGCAUUUGCCUGUGAUUAUUUAGGCCUUGGACAUUUUGCAUCAUCAUUACUUGCCUAUCUAAAUUCUCGUCGUAUCUGGCAACAGCAUCAACAAUUAUUACAAAAUUCUAAACAUUGUCCAGACGAGUUAUAUUCAAUAAAACGUUCAAUAUCUUGUGGCGAUAAUCUAGAUAUAAAAUCGUCACCGAAUCGAUAUUCAAUACAAUCACGUUCAUCGUUCCGUGGUUCAUCUGGAACGAUCACAGCACCAUCAAACACGGGACAAUUAGUGAGCUUUUUUAAAUCGGCGAGUAAAUUACCGCCAACAACAUCGGAUCCAUCAACAUGUCCGUGUUGUAAUCGAUUAGAUCAAGAACGACGACAACGUUCUAUUUCGUUGGUAUAUCCAUCUUCAUCAUCACAUCGACAACAAUCAUCCGGUUCAACAUCAUUACGGCGACAUCAUUCACAAUCAUCACGUUGUCAUAAUCAUAACGGGCAUUGUCAUAAUCAUCAACAUCAUAUUCAUAAUCGGUAUGAUUUAUUUGAUGCAUUAAAUCUUCCCACGCCUACGGUGGUUAAUGUGCUAAUUAAACCAAUUAUACAAACAAUACUUGAUUGGACUCAAGUGAAUACAGUACUUUCAUUAACUUGGAAAAUGAAACGGCGUGUUCGAAAAUUAUUUCGUUGGUGUCCAACGUCUCCCGAAGAACUAAAUGAAGCGGAAGAUAAAGUUCUUUCUUAUCUUAAAUGCAAUUAUCAAACAUAUUAUGUUGAUAUCGGUAGUCGUUGGGAUCUCGAUCAUGUUCGAAUAUGGACAUUAGAAAUUGAACCAGAUUCAAUGGUUAUGACAAGCAGUGAUGAUGAGAAUAGAGAAGUACAACCACCAGAUCUUUUGCCAAAAGUAGGCCUUAAAAAUCAACAUUAUUUACCGCCAAAAAUGUAUGGAUUACCAUUAGUCAUGAUUCAUGGAUUUGCUGCCGGUAUUGGAUUAUGGGCUUUGAAUAUAGAUGAAUUAGCCAGACGUGGUAAUCGUCCAAUAUUUGCAUUCGAUUUAUUGGGAUUUGCUAAAAGUUCACGUCCACGGUUUCCAAUGCCUCGGUUUCCUCGUAAUCUGACUGAAACGCAACGGAUCAAAGCCGAAGCAGAACAGAUGGAAAACUAUUAUGUAGAAUGUUUGGAAAAAUGGCGUCAAUCCAUUGGUGAACCAUUGUCCAACAAAUUUAUUCUGUUAGGACAUUCGUUUGGAGCUUAUAUCGCCAUGGCUUAUGCACUGAAACAUCCUAGUCAUGUUGCUCAUGUGAUAUUAGCCGAUGCAUGGGGUAUACCACCCGAAACUCAAUCUCGUCAUUUAGCCGCUUCGGGACACAUCACUACACGGCAAUUACCUUGGUGGGCUAAAUUAAUUGGUCGUAUGUUUUUGGAUAUCUUGAAUCCAUUAUCACUUUUACGAGCAAUCGGUCCAUGGGGACCAUUUGUGUUAAAUUCAGCAAGAGCAGAUAUCAAAUAUAAAUUUGAACGUCUUACCAAGGGUAUAGAUCAACCUUGGAAACGAUUUUCUGCAGCUAAACAAGCCGAAAAUCCUCCACCAUUGGAAAGUAGUGAUGAACUUUCAUCUGAUGAAUUGGAUUCAAUCGAUGGUCAAUUAGAUGAAAGUAGCAAGCCCAUUAAAUCAUCAAAAAACAAGGAGAAAGAAAAACCAUGUGUUUUUCUUAAUUACAUCUACCAUUGUAAUGCUCAAUCAAGACCAAGUGGUGAGAUUGCCUUUAAAAAACUUUGUUCGUCAACUGGAUGGGCACGAUUACCCAUCUUGGAUCGUAUUCAGGAUCUCGAUCCCCGUAUAACAUUGACAUUCAUCUAUGGAUCUCGUUCAUGGAUUGAUCGUCAAACAGGUUUACAAGCCAAAUAUAUUUUGGCAACCAAAUCCGUUAGUGGUGGUGUUGGUAAUCAUCCUCGUAUACUUUUGACUUCAUCCGAUGAGAAUAGCGAUGGAGAUGAUGAUUUAAUCGAUUUAGAUGGUCUUCAACGUAAAUCACGACUCAAUAUUGAACGUGUAGAAGUACAUGUGAUACAAGGUGCUGGCCACCAUGUUUAUGCUGAUAAACCAGAAGAAUUCAAUGAUCUAAUAUUGUCCAUAGCUGAACAAAUUGAUCAAGCAUUCAUGAAAAAAAUUCCUUAUAAUAGUGAACAAGAUAUCGACAGUGGUGAUCAAAGCGGUGUUAAUGGACAAAUGAAAAAAAAUCUUCGAAUCAAUAAUAAAUCAUUGGUUAUAGUACAGCAAUCAUCAACAACACCAUCAUCUUCUGGUCUAUCAAUGCCAUUAUCACAGCAGCAGCAGCAACAACAACAACAACAACGACAACAACAAUCAACAGAAUCGGAUGAACAAAUGAAUGUGCCAAGAAUUAGGCCUGGAAGAAAAUAUGGCAACUAUAUAAGGCCACCAAAAUUUUUAUCAAAUAUUGAUCAAAAUAUGAAUGAUAAUGGUGGUAAUAAUAAUAAUAAUAAUGUUGACAUUAGUGGACAAUAAAUAGUCGAUGAUGGUGAACAAUCAAGGAUUGUGGCAAAAAAUUAAUUGUUAGUAAUAAUAAUAAU